Messenger RNA from Diplodia corticola, 1677 nucleotides. Its product is annotated as smr domain protein. The record is from RefSeq and is a predicted model, not a curated record. The transcript has a single exon. Lineage: Eukaryota; Fungi; Ascomycota; Dothideomycetes; Botryosphaeriales; Botryosphaeriaceae. The coding region runs from base 1 to 1677 and encodes 558 amino acids.
AUGGAUGAAGAUCUCGCCUGCCUCGAGGCAUGUACGCCCUGCUGCGCUCCCUUGCUUGCCCAUGUUAACCGCUUACAGAAGGAGUACUGUCCUCCUCUGGACUCUGCACUCGUCAUCUCCAUAUACUCUGACUACAAGGGCGAACCCAACUGCCUUGAACAAGCACGUGCUGUUCUCGCCCAUUUCAAGGACGCCGCUGCCGUCGAGCAGCUCACCGACUUUGACCCUUCUGGAUGCAGCACCCAGCCCGCUGAGCAGAGCUCGUCGCCCGAGCAGGGCGACCAAGCCUCUCGCGGCCCGAAAGCCUCGACCGAGACGGACGCCACGAGCCUGACAAAUGGCGUUUCCUCGCUCGCUCUCUCCAGUUCGGGUGUCUCGACGCCGUCCGAGCCAGGCACGAGCAUGGCAUGGCUUCAGAACUUGAACAUGUCAGCCAAGGAAGCCCAGCUCAUUGAGACGUUUCCAACCUUGAGUGCCACCACCAUUAGCUUCGUCUUCAACAAGAACAAGGGUGAUUUUGAGAAGUGCACCGACGAGCUGCUGAAUCACGUUUUGUUUGAAGAGAUAGACGGCCAGGAAGGCGAAGAGAAGGUCUUGCGAAAGGGAAUCGACACGUUUGCAGCUGCCGACGUGGCCGCUCCCCGUGGCCGCAAGGCCAAGGGCAAGAAGAAAAACAAAAAGGCCAACUACAUGAACCUGGACGAGUACGCCCGGUCCAGCUCAGAGCCAGCAGCCCCGUCGCCAAACAAAUGGAAGACCAUGUCUGAUGACGUCGAUUUCAUCGCAACCAAGGUCAACGUCUCGUACAAGGCUGUUAGGUCUUCAUAUCACGAGCGCGGCGGAUCCGUCGCAGGAACCAUCACCGCCCUCAUCGAGUCAAACAUGAAGACGGACAAAACGUCGCUAGAGGAGGAGACGGACAUCAUCGUCCAAAAUGUGCUCGACCUUGCCAGCGAGUUCUCGCUCGAUCUCCAGCAAGCCCACGCGCUCAUUCGCCUGACCCACCCUUCCUCGGCCGCCGCCCACGAGCUCGCAAAGUCCCUCACGCGUCUCUCUAGCGGCGGCUCACCUACAGGCAGCAGCGGCGGCGGUGGCAUUCAGCUCGUCCCCCGCUACGCACCGCUCAAUCUACCGGACCCCGAUGACGAAGGCGACGCCCCGGGCCCAGCCUCGGCAUCUUCGCUGCAUCUGGCCUCGCCCUCGGCAGCCUCCUUCGGCGCGGCGCGGCACACGGCCUUCAGCAAGGCAUCCGAGUACCACCGCAAGGGCAAGUCGGACCCGCUGAUGAAGGCGGCGGCGGGCUACUACGGCCAGAUCGGGCGCGACCACCACCGCGCGUACCAGGUCGCGGUGGCGGCCGAGGCGGACGCGCUCGUCGCGGCGCAGUCGACCCCGGCGCAGCUCGACCUGCACGGCGUCAGCGUCGCCGACGCCAAGCGCAUCGCGCGGCAGCGCGUCGGCGAGUGGUGGAAGUCGCUGGGAGAGGACCGCAUCAGGGGCUACGCGGGCGCCAAGGGCAGGGCGAACGAGUACAGCAUCGUCACUGGGUUGGGCAGGCAUAGCGAUGGCGGCAAGGCGAAGAUCGGUCCCGCGGUGAUGAAGAUGCUGGUGGCGGAGGGGUGGAGGGUGGAGGUUGGGAGUGGGUUUUUGACCGUGUCGGGCGUGCGGAAAGUGUGA